This is a messenger RNA of Pseudopipra pipra, 727 nucleotides long. It is a transcript of the gene DHFR, whose product is annotated as dihydrofolate reductase. Gene Ontology annotation, molecular function: dihydrofolate reductase activity; NADP binding. Gene Ontology annotation, biological process: tetrahydrofolate biosynthetic process; glycine biosynthetic process; dihydrofolate metabolic process. Gene Ontology annotation, cellular component: mitochondrion. The transcript is spliced from 6 exons. NCBI's taxonomy places the organism in Eukaryota, Metazoa, Chordata, Aves, Passeriformes, Pipridae. The record is from RefSeq and is a predicted model, not a curated record. Bases 46 to 618 code for a protein of 190 amino acids.
CCCGCCCGCCCCGGCGCUGCCCAGCUCGGCCCUCACGGCGCCGCCAUGGCGCGCUCGCUCAACUCCAUCGUGGCCGUGAGCCAGAACAUGGGCAUCGGAAAGGACGGGCGGCUGCCCUGGCCGCCCCUCAGGAAUGAGUACAAGUACUUCCAGAGAAUGACUACCACGUCUCAUGUGGAAGGUAAACAGAAUGCACUGAUAAUGGGUAAAAAAACCUGGUUCUCCAUUCCUGAGAAGAACCGUCCCCUAAAAGACAGAAUUAAUAUUGUGCUCAGCAGGGAGCUCAAGGAAGCCCCAAAAGGAGCACAUUAUCUUUCCAAAAGUCUGGAUGAUGCUUUAGCUCUUUUGGAUUCACCAGAGCUAAAAAGUAAAGUAGACAUGAUUUGGAUCGUCGGAGGCACUUCAGUUUACAAGGCAGCAAUGGAGAAACCAAUUCAUCAUCGAUUGUUUGUGACAAGAAUCUUGAAGGAAUUUGAAAGUGACACAUUUUUUCCAGAAAUUAACUAUAAAGACUACAGACUUCUCACAGAGUACCCAGGUGUCCCUGCUGAUAUCCAGGAAGAGAAUGGGAUCCAGUACAAAUUUGAAGUAUACGAAAAAGCUGUUGUGGCAAAGUAAAUGAGGCAUUCUGUACUUCUGUGUAAGGGGAGGCAUUUUAGAUCCUGAAGUCUUACUGAGUGUAAAUAUACAUUAAAUUUUUGAGAGCAAAUCGUGCCGGAUAGUACAA